This is a messenger RNA of Schistocerca piceifrons (Central American locust), 201 nucleotides long. RefSeq lists its product as uncharacterized. Lineage: Eukaryota; Metazoa; Arthropoda; Insecta; Orthoptera; Acrididae. Bases 1 to 201 code for a protein of 66 amino acids. The transcript is spliced from 2 exons. The record is from RefSeq and is a predicted model, not a curated record.
AUGAGCAGUGAAAAGAAUACUGUUCUUUUUAUUUGUCUUGGGAAUAUUUGCAGGUCUCAAAUCAUAGAAGCUGUGUUUCUUAAUCCUCUAAAGCUAAGAGGCCUUAGAGAUCAACGGACUGUUGACACACUAAGAGGCAGCAAAAUUGAAUUAAACCUCUUAGGUUCUUCGGACCCCAAUGGAGAAAGUAUAAUUUCUUGA